GGCAAUCCCCAUGAUGUCUGAACAUAUAAACCACGAGUUAAACCGUCGACGUGGAAUACUGCAUUACCGAGAUGGUGAAAUAAACCCGCCAUAUUUAAGGAAUGCUUUGAAAGGCAUAGAUGAGACGAAUUUCACCGGUUUUCAGGCAUGUUCCAUUCUUUGUUCCUGUCAAGCAUAA
Messenger RNA from Loa loa (African eye worm), 178 nucleotides. RefSeq lists its product as hypothetical. Lineage: Eukaryota; Metazoa; Nematoda; Chromadorea; Rhabditida; Onchocercidae. The record is from RefSeq and is a predicted model, not a curated record. The annotation marks the transcript as partial. The transcript has a single exon.